CCGCAGAUAAGGGGUCCGCUUUCGAAUCUGUGCUACUUUAUUUGGCAAUCGUCAAAAGAUCGUUUGUCUCGCUUCCUCUUCUGGGCGACGUUGCAAAAAGUCCCCCGAUGUGCGGAAUUGAUUUGAUUUGACUUGACUUGACUUGCAAAGAUGGGAUGGGAUGGGAGCGGCGACUUGCUCAAUCGGGGGGUUGUUUCAAAAGUGCCACCACUGAAAUACACCUGCCACUGCUUGUACGACGUUGCAGGAGAGAUAAAUAAGAUCGCUGCUCCCCAAUUCUUCGGGUUUCUCGUACCAGCCAGUUCAAGUUCUUCUCUGACUCUUCAACUGAUCGCCCAUCAUGGUCGCCGAAACAGUCGUCCCCGAGCGUUUGCCCGAGGAUUCCCUCCAGCCUCGCUACGAUGAGACCGCGCAGCCUCGAUAUGACGAGAAGGAGCCCCAUUUCGACACGGACCUCAAGUCUGAGGCUGACAGCGAAGAUGAUCGUAUCGUCGACCUGUUCUCUAGCUUUCCUCCCGCAAAGGGUGUUGAGCAUGAGCCUAACCCUCUGACUGCACGUGCGGUCAUUGUCGGUAUCAUUCUUGGUUCGCUCGUCAACGCCUCCAACGUCUAUCUCGGCCUCAAGACUGGUUUCACCUUCCCCGCUACCAUGUUCGGCGCUAUCUUCGGCUACGGCUUCAUCCUCAUGCUCACAAAGUCCCUCCCUCACGUCCCCAUCCUCGGCGGCAAAUUCGGCCCCCAAGAGAACUCCAUCAUCCAGGCCGCUGCCACCGGCGCCGGCGGCAUGUCCGGUGUCUUCGUCGCCGGUCUUCCCGCCAUGUACCGUCUCGACCUUCUCUCCGACGACCCCAAGAAGGACUUUGGCCGCAUCCUCACCAUCACCUUUGUCUGUGCCUUCUUCGGCCUCUUCGCUGCUGUGCCCCUCCGAAGAUUCUUCAUCAUCAACGUCGCGAGGGAGCUUAACCUCGUGUUCCCUACGCCUACUGCUACUGCUAUGACUAUCCGCUCCAUGCACGCUGUUGGUUCUGGUGCGGCUGAUGCGCUGCGAAAGAUCAAGGCGCUGGGUAUUGCUUUCAUUAUUGCUCUGCUCAUCAUCUGUGUUGGACAAUAUGCCGACGGUAUUCUUCACAACUGGCACAUCUUCACCUGGUUCUACGUCUGGUCUGGAUACACUGCCAGUGGUCUUCUUGAGCCUGAGAACUGGGGUUGGUACAUCCAGCUCACUCCCGCCUUCUUCGGCUCCGGUAUCCUUGUCGGUCUCAACGCUGCUGUCUCUUGGUGGGGUGGUACCGUCGUCGCCUGGGGUCUCAUCGGUCCUCUUCUCGUCCACUACGGUGAGUGCAUUGGUAUCGCCGUCGGUGAGGGUAAGUGGGAAGGCAUCACUCGAUUCAGCGUCAUGACUGGAGUCGAUGACCCCGACUACGUUCCCUCUCCCCGAUACUGGAUGCUCUGGCCCGGUGUCAUGGUCCUCAUGGUCUACUCUCUCAUUGAGUUCUUCCUCCACGGAAAGGUUGUCUGGGAUGGUAUCAAGUUCGCCGUCCAUGAGUCCGCUCGCUCCAUCAACAACAGACUCCAGGCUCGCGGCCACAGCAACGCUUGGUUCGCUAAGCAGGCUGCCAAGGCUGAUGCCGACGGUGGUGUUGAGGACUUUGCUUCCGCUCAGGACCAGGUCCCUACUUGGGUCUGGGUCGCCGGUACUCUCGCUGCUCUCGUUCUCGCCAUGAUCGUCAGUGAGGUCCAGUUCCACAUGAACGCCGGUCUUGCUCUCCUCGCCUGUAUCCUCGGUGUCAUCUUCGCCUUCAUGUCCAUCUAUGGUGGCGCCGUCACUGACUGUGCUCCUCUCACUGCUUCCGCCAAGGCUUCCCAGCUUGUCUACGGUGGUAUCACCAAGAACCACUUCGCCAUCAAGGACGCCCAGCGAAUCAACCUUGUCGCCGGUAACAUUGCUUCCGGUACCGCUGAUGUCGCCAACUCUCUUGUCAGCGACUUCCGAGUUGGUUUCCUCCUCAAGACUCCCCCCAAGCUGCAGUUCUACGCCCAGGCCAUGGGUACUGUCGUCUCCGUCUUCCUUGCCCCCGGUAUCUUCGUCCUCUUCAUGUCUGCAUACCCUUGCGUCUACCGACCCAGCGAUGACCCCGCUGAUAUCUGCCCCUUCGCCGCUCCCUCCGUUGCUGCUUGGCAAGCUGUUGCCACCGCUGUCACCAUGCCCAGCAUCCCUAUUCCCAAGUCCUCCGCCUACUUCUCCAUUGCUAUGGGUAUUCUUUGCGCUGUCCAGGCUAUCGUCAAGCACUUUUGGCUCGUCGGUUCCCGCGAGAAGUACCGUGAUUGGCUCCCCAACUGGAUGUCCGUUGGUGUCGCCUGGGUUCUCGGCCCCGACUCCGGAUAUGCCAACGCCAUUCUCUUUGGCUCUAUUACAGCGUGGUGGUGGCGCAAAUGGUUCAACAACCAUUUUGAAAUGUAUGCUUUCGCGAUCGCUGCUGGUUUGAUCGCCGGAGAAGGAUUUGGUGGUGUCAUCAACGCCGCUCUCGAGCUCGGAAAGGUCAGCGGUUCUUUCAAGGGAACUGAGAUUGCUCUGCCCGGUGCUGAGUGGUAAUUACUCAAAUAGUUAAUGCGUCAUGAGAGUUUGUUGAGCGUUUGGCGGAAGUUGUUACAACGAUCAAAUAGCUGGCUUUGCCAUAUGAAUAUACCCACUUGAUCUUCAA
Fusarium verticillioides 7600 is the source of this 2702-nucleotide messenger RNA. RefSeq lists its product as hypothetical. Gene Ontology annotation, molecular function: oligopeptide transmembrane transporter activity. The transcript has 3 exons. The record is from RefSeq and is a predicted model, not a curated record. The coding region runs from base 341 to 2593 and encodes 750 amino acids. Gene Ontology annotation, cellular component: fungal-type vacuole membrane. NCBI's taxonomy places the organism in Eukaryota, Fungi, Ascomycota, Sordariomycetes, Hypocreales, Nectriaceae.